Penicillium nucicola is the source of this 585-nucleotide messenger RNA. RefSeq names its product LYR motif-containing protein. The transcript has a single exon. Gene Ontology annotation, biological process: mitochondrial proton-transporting ATP synthase complex assembly. Lineage: Eukaryota; Fungi; Ascomycota; Eurotiomycetes; Eurotiales; Aspergillaceae. The coding region runs from base 1 to 585 and encodes 194 amino acids. Gene Ontology annotation, cellular component: mitochondrial matrix. The record is from RefSeq and is a predicted model, not a curated record.
AUGGCAACGAAACUCCACACCAGUCACGUGCCAUCUCUCGAUCCGCCCAAUCUGAUAUCCAGCUCCGACCAAAGCCACCCUUCCCAUCCGACAAAGCAGCCAAACCCCAACCUCAAGCCCAAGCAAAAAGCAACCCCCUGGCUAAAUCCAAACACCGCAACCCCAGACUCACACGAAAAGAGAACACCCAAAAUGUCCCAACAAAUCCAAACAAGAGCAACCUACCGCGCUCUCCUCCGCGAACUCCCAAGAAAGAGCCUCAAAACCCCAAGCCCCAUCCACCAAUCCCUGCGCAAGACUUUCCGCCCAGAGCCGAGUUCCACCACAACAACCACCACCACCACAUCCACAUCGACCAGCGCGCUCCCCUUCUCGACACCCAAAACACCCGAAGAAAUCGCUAUUCGCGUGCAAGAAGCCGAGCAGCUGGCUCAGUAUGCUCGUGCCCAGCGCUCAUAUUGUGAACUGCUCGAGCGGUACAACCCAGGCAUGAGCAUGGAUGAGGAGGAGAAGAUCCGCCUCACGGCCCGCAGAGUCGGCUUUGAUCUGCCCGCGUUGCAUACUGCCGAGGGAAAGACUGAGUAA